AUGGAUCGAGGUCAGGACGAUCCCUUCGACUGGUCAGUCGAUCAAGUAGUUCACUACUUUUGCCAAAAUGAAUCUACUCCGUGGUCGAUAUCGAAGCACCCCAGCCCUCUACCAGAUCGACAAUCCCUCGAAGCGGCGCUGCGCGAACAUGGUAUCACCGGAGAGGUCUUACUUGAUGGACAGCUCGGAGACUUUCUACGAAACAACUUAAAGUUGAAAGAAGGUCCUUCCUAUACAGUCAACAAAGCGAUCCAGUAUGCACAGCGCCAGUCCCGGAAAUACCAAGCUCAGCAAAACCUUGAACGAACUCAGCUCGCAUCUGCGAUGUUUCCUAUGAUGAUGAGCAACGAUAAAGCUCUGCCGCAUCCUUUCUACGCACCUUGGAUGUUCAACCGGACGCCAGCUGGCCCAGUCGCCCAGAUACCACAACUCACGGCCUCGUACAAUGCUCCAAUGCCUUCGCACGAUGGAGACAUGCUACCGGACCAACAGCUUCUCUCCAGUCUACAGGCUAUGCAGCCUCCGUCAUCGCCUCAAAUAGCUGAACUCGACGAUGAUAUUGAACUACCCGAUGUUCCCGUUGAAUCCGGUGAAAAAGAAACUACCUCGGUUUCUCGAGUAGCUACUCCUGCUUUGCCUAACGUACGUCCGAACGAAAUUACACAUGUUGAUGAACGAGGCCGAAAGCGACGAAGACUUAACCUUGGUGCUGUUGAGUCCUCUACAACGUCUAUCUCACUAUCGACAGAACAAUCUGCAGAAACACAACUAUCCAAGUCAUGGUACAUAGGGCCUGCUAAACUUGAUGCUGCGAGCGUCUUCUACCCAACUCCGCCUGAUUCGAAGGAAGAUAACUGGGUUAUAACUUCUUCUGGACACUCUUCUGGACAAAGGCUUUUCGUCAAACGAAAACUGCAUCAAUUUUUUCGCAAACAAGUCGUUGAUUUGCCUUCACAGAAUGGAGCCCGUCGUUAUGCGAUGUUCCCCUAUGACGAAGACGAGGCGAACAGCGGCAAGCCCCGAUACUACACUAUGUACAGCUCGCACAAGGGUAGGACGGAAGUCAAUAUGAAGUCAACAGCUGAUACUACCGAAAAGUUGCCAGUUGUCUCGGAUCAGGCCCCGCGUACCAAUGCGGAGAGUCCUUAUGACUUUCUGAUAAAGAAGUACCCGCCCAAAGAAGAUUCAGACUCAUAUCCUCUUUAUGGCGAGUCCGGCUCAGAAGGCGAGUACGACUCUGAAACUUGGGCUGAAAUGGAAGACGAAAGAGAGAAGGGUGCAUUGGAACCGUCGAAAUUCCUAUCAAGUCACGAGAUAGACUCUAUCAUCGAUCAACGCAUCAGUCAUUACGAGGGAUUAUGGAGAGUCAAACAUUUACCAAAAUUGGAACUCGGAGCGCACAAGUUAUGGUUUGAUGCUUUCCGAAAGAAGUGCCGGAACCUACAAAUCAAAGUUGCGUUAGAUAACAUUGAACGACUCAAAUCACGGCUGGAGAGAAUGAGGAAAGCACUUCACCGGGAUGAAUGGCCACGAUCAUCUCAUUUAGCAACCCAAUGCGAAGUUCUAGAGCCAACGAUUUUUGAGAUUGAAACUCAGAAGCACCGUGUUGCCAUAUUGGAAUCGCCUCAAUGUCCACCCAAGCCUCCCUCGGUUCCCCCUACAGCCUCACAGCUUAAAGAAAAAGCGAAUCAACCACUUACCGAUGAAGAGUCUCUCGGUUUUGCGUCUGAUAGUUCCUUGAGGAACUUCAUUGAGGACGACAUGGAGGUUGACAUGUCAAGUGGGCCUGGCAAUGCCUUGACUCAAAGCGAAGUCGAUAGCAAACCCCAAGAUACGCCCAACAUCAACAAUCCUCGGAAGGCUUCUAGUAAUGCCAUCGAAAUUAGCAACUCUCCAAUGCGAUAUUCCACGCCUCAGGAUGACGUCCUUCAUACAGAUGGCCCUGAUGUUGACCUUGGCUCUGAGGCGGUCCCGCAGCGUCGUUGCGGCUUCUACUAUUCAUCUGACAGCAACUCAGAUAGUGAAGAAUAUGAGCCACCUGAACCGGUCACGGGUAUUGUAGACAGAAAAAGCGAAGUUAUCGAUUUGACCCUCAGCCCAGCCAAAUCCGACGUAUCUUCUACGCCUGACACGCGUUUCACAAAAACAAAAAGCCACCAGACUUUUGUAAGCGACGAUGUGAUGGUUGUCAUUCCUUCUUCGCAGAAACUUUCUUCAGAACCGAAAUCGGCACUAAGACCGAAUCCAAAUUUUGAUAGACGAAACGAUUCCAGAGGCAGAAAUAGAGGGACUCUUUCCCAAACAAAUCGUGAAGAUUCUAGACAAAUAUUGGACAAAAUGGUUGCACAGCUUUCUCGAGAUGAUCGAACGGGAAUGCUCCAUCAACUCUCGUCAUAUCCUGACAGACAAAUCAAGCAUCAUAUCAGGGUUGGGUUACAUGCCAUUCGCAAAGAUAAACGUACCAUAAAAGACAUGGAACGUGAGGAGAGUCGCUUGGUACUACUAGCCACCGUUUUUUACAUCGCGUGGGUCAAUCGUCAAACUUUGGACAGAGAGGGCAUUCCCACAGGAAACGUUUCACGGGCUAUUGCAGACAUCGACUAUUCGGGGACUGGCCCUGGCGAUAAUUUCUUCAAAUUCGUCUCGCAGUUGCGCCAACUACUCCAGAAAUACACCGACGAACGUACUACUCCUGGUACAGGAGAUUCCGAUGAUGACGAGCCUAUCGAUUCUCUCGAUACGCCUCAUAAUAAGAGAAAGAGACGAGUGAAGGAAGACCAAGCAGUCAAAAGCGGGCAGGUGGCAGCUAGGCAGCGUGUCGAAAACCAAGAACGGCAACGGAGAAAUCUCGAAGAGCGAUUAAAACGCAUUGGAGUCAGCAAUAGCGAUGCAGAGCACCAGGCUGUCAGCUUUGAACAACCAACAGUCUUCCUCCAUCCUCAUAUUGGUCAAUGCGUGAAGCAACAUCAGCUCGCUGGUAUCCAAUUUAUGUGGCGUGAGUUGAUACAGAACGAAAAACGUGAUGGCUGUCUUCUAGCACACACUAUGGGUUUGGGGAAGACGAUGCAAGUAAUCUCACUGCUAGUCACGAUUGCUGCUGCCGCGAAUUCCACCGAUCCCGCUAUCCGAAAGCAAGUGCCAGAAUUUUUCCACCGCUCUCAAACGCUCAUAUUAUGCCCCCCGUCGUUGAUUGAUAAUUGGUACGAAGAGUUUCUUAUGUGGACACCCAAAGAUCAUGCCUUGGGUCCAAUCAGAAAAGUUGCUCCGUCUGACCCUCUAGAGCGAAGAAUGGCUACAGUCGAGUCUUGGGAUACUGAAGGUGGCAUCUUGAUUUUGAGUUAUCACCUUUUCCGCAACUGGGUAGCACCCGAAUUGAAGAAGACCUCGAAAACCGCACCAGAUUUGCAAUUCCCUACCAAGCUCAAAGAUCAGCUGUUGAAGGGACCAAGGAUCAUUAUUGCAGAUGAGGCGCAUCAAAUGAAAAACAAAAACUCACAGCUUGCUCAAGCAGCAGCAAUGCUAGAGUCCAGGAGCCGUAUUGCGCUUACAGGGUCUCCACUUGCCAACAACCUCUUGGAUUAUUAUGCUAUGGUCAACUGGAUUUCCCCCAAAUAUCUGGAUGAACUUGCUGUUUUCAAGGCAAAGUACCUUGAACCGAUUGAGCAAGGGCUGUUCUUCGAUAGUACAUAUCAGGAACAGCGGAGGUCACUCAAGAAACUUCAAGUUUUGAAGGAGAUUUUGACCCCCAAGAUCAACCGGGCAGACAUCUCAGUGCUAGAGGGUAGCCUUCCAAGCAAGACCGAAUUCGUCAUCACUGUUCCACUUACCGAAGUGCAGAAGAGAGCAUACAAUCAUUACGUGACCUCACUCACGGAUGGGAAGAUGGGAGCAACAAUCUCAUCUACUACAUUCUUGGCCUGGCUCGCUGUUUUAGGACUAUGUUGCAACCACCCAGCUUGCUUUUAUAAUAAACUGGCAGAGAGAGCUGAUCAGAAUGCACCAAAACCCACAGCUGAAGAACUUAUCGACCCGGAUACGUUCCCAGCCGAAGUGCCGUUAAACCAACUCGGCUUCAAUGAAGCUAUGUGGGCUUCUCAAAAGCAACUCUUGUCGGAUGUUCCUGACUUGGAAGAUCCCAAGCAUUCUUACCGAGCCGACGUUUUCAAGAAAAUCGUUGAGGAAUCAGUGCGUGUGGGAGACAAGAUUCUCUGUUUCUCUCAAAGUAUUCCGUCGCUAAAUUAUCUCGAAACACUCUUACGCUCGUCUGGGGUCCGCUUCAACAGACUGGAUGGUAAAACAGCGGUCAAAAGCCGCCAGGAAGCUGUCAAAGACUUCAACAAUCGGGACGACAUCAAAGUCUAUCUGAUAUCGACACGCGCGGGCGGGCUCGGAUUGAAUAUUACUGGUGCAAAUCGUGUGAUUAUAUUUGACUUCAGUUUCAACCCUACUUGGGAAGAGCAAGCUGUCGGUCGAGCUUAUCGCCUUGGCCAGAAGAAGCCUGUUUACAUCUAUCGUUUUCUUUCAGGCGGAACUUAUGAAGAAGUUGUACACAACAAGUCCAUUUUCAAGACCCAAUUGGCAAUGCGCGUGGUCGAUAAGAAGAACGUCGAGCGGUCGGCCACCAAGUCACUUGGAGAAUACUUGUUCCCUGUCAAGGACGUCAAAAAGGAAGAUACCUCAGAAUAUAUCGGUCGUGACCGCCAGGUUCUGGAUAAGAUACUCUUGGAUAAGGAAUCAGCUUCUUCCAGCAUUCUCAACAUUGCACUCACGGAAACAUUCCGUCGAGAGAACAAUGAAAUGCUCACAGAGGAUGAGAAGAAGGAGAUGGAACAAGAAUUGGAGCUGGAGUUACUGAGAAUGUCAGACCCGGCUGCCUAUGAGAGGAAAAUGAUAGAGGCCAGUCUCAGGCCGGAACCGACACUGGUAUAUCCCAGCACAAACCUCAAUACGUAUGGUUUCAUCAGCGCUCCUCUCCCCCCUCUCCCUCUUCCUCCGGCUCCUCCGGCUCCUCCUGUUCAGGUUCCGACAUACACGGCACCAUCCCCUGGAAGAAGUUUCUUCAAUCUUCCACCAUGGGCUAGUGCGCCAACACCCGUAUCUCAAUCCGUUCUCACGCAGGAGCCUAGACCAACACAGGUGCCUCCACGUCCCGAUUUCAUUUCCUCGGCGACAGUUAACAGGGAUACAUCUGAAAGCGUUGCUCAAGCUAUCUUGAAGUCGUUCCCUGCAGCGCCAGGUGUGAACAAUAAUCAGAACAACAACAUCCCGCUCCCUCAUACAACGACUGAUCUGCCGUCAGGCCUACCGGAUCCUGUGACUAUGGAAUCAUUGAGUGCUCGCUUUGGUGCGGAUUGA
Molecule: messenger RNA, 5355 nt
Organism: Talaromyces marneffei
Lineage: Eukaryota; Fungi; Ascomycota; Eurotiomycetes; Eurotiales; Trichocomaceae
Exons: 2
Coding region: 1-5355 (1784 amino acids)
Cellular component (GO): nucleus
Molecular function (GO): ATP-dependent chromatin remodeler activity; ATP hydrolysis activity; ATP binding
Source: RefSeq, a predicted model, not a curated record